Molecule: messenger RNA, 2541 nt
Organism: Ricinus communis (castor bean)
Lineage: Eukaryota; Viridiplantae; Streptophyta; Magnoliopsida; Malpighiales; Euphorbiaceae
Product: long-chain-alcohol oxidase FAO2
Exons: 3
Coding region: 125-2362 (745 amino acids)
Molecular function (GO): flavin adenine dinucleotide binding; long-chain-alcohol oxidase activity
Source: RefSeq, a predicted model, not a curated record
AUAAAAAAGCUUAGACAAUAGGACAAACAAAAGCUACAAAACCCCCCCCUUUGUAGACAAAGACCCUGUUCAUUUUGAGGGAGAAACCAAACAACACCUAGAGAGAGAGAGAGAGAGAGAGAGUAUGGAGCCAAAAGAGAGCUGCCAUCCAUUGUUGAGAGGAGGGAUAAAGAAAGUUAACACUUACAAUCAUGGUUUCUCUUCAGCUCAGAUCCAAACACUAUCUGCUUUUUGUGAAACUCUUAUCCCUCCACUUCCAGUUAACAACUUCAGUAAUGAACUCCCCUUUGACAAGCAAAAAGCUCUUCUUUCCUUCUAUAAAGCUUCUGGGUCUGAACAGCCUAUUCCUGAUGAGGUUGCAGAGUUAAUGGUUAACAGAGGUCUAAAGGAAGUUGUUUUGGUUGUGGAUUUUCUUUUGAAGGUUCUAUCUUUCAGAUUGGGUACAUUGUUGCUUUGUGGGUUUAUGUGUUUGGAAUGGAAUUGGCCUUUCAUUCACAAGUUCUCUGAAAUUUCUUUAUCAAAGAGAGAGGAUAUUGUCAAGAGAUGGGCAAAGCAGAAGUACUUCUUUCCUUUAAGAGUGUUGUUCAUGGCUGUCAAAAUCUUCUGCUCCUACACCUUCUUCUCCAGGACUGAUGACAAUUCAGAAAACCCAGCAUGGGAAGCAAUUGGAUACCAUAAAGACACAAGAGAAAAGUUGACAAAAUCCAGAAAAGAGAGACCUCUAGAGAAGGGGAUCGUAGAACUUGCAAAUGAAGAUGACUUGACUCUUGUCAAAUCUCUCAUGCAAAAAGGCAUCCAAGUCACUGAAGAUCCAGAUCAUAACACCUACAAGAUCAAAUGUGACGUUGUAAUUAUUGGUUCUGGUUGUGGUGGAGGAGUUGCAGCUGCAGUGCUUGCAAGUUCAGGCCAGAAAGUACUCGUCUUAGAGAAAGGGAACUACUUUGUGCCAGAAGAUUAUUCUUCAGUGGAAGGUCCUUCGAUGGCUGAACUAUACGAGUCUGGUGGAUUUCUACCUACUCUCAAUGGGAAAAUUAUGAUUUUAGCUGGAUCAACAGUGGGUGGAGGCUCAGCUAUUAACUGGUCUGCCUGCAUAAAGACACCAGAUACUGUUCUUAAGGAAUGGUGUGUGGAUUAUAGAAUUCCACUUUUUGGGAGCCCUGACUACCAUUAUGCAAUGGAUGUUGUUCAAAAGAGAAUUGGUGUUACAGAUAAUUGUUCCAAUGAAGGAUUUCAGAAUCAAGUUCUUCGAAGAGGGUGUGAAAAUCUUGGUUUGAAAGUUGAUUCAGUUCCUAGGAAUUCCUCUGCUGAUCACUAUUGCGGUUCAUGCUGCUAUGGCUGUAGAACAGGAGAUAAGAAGGGAACUGACUCUACCUGGCUGGUCGAUGCUGUAGGCAGCGGUGCCGUGAUCCUAACAGGAACAAGAGCUGAGAAAUUCAUAUUGGAGGAAGAUCACAGUGGAAGGAGCAGGAAAAGAUGCAUAGGAGUGAUUGCCAAAACUUCAAAUACAAAUGUUACUAAGAAGCUGCAAAUUGAGGCUAGAGCAACAAUUUCUGCAUGUGGUUCCCUCUUGACUCCUCCUCUAAUGAUCUCUAGUGGGUUGGCGAAUCCAAAUAUUGGCAGGAACCUUCAUCUCCACCCAGUUAUAAUGGCUUGGGGAUACUUUCCGGAGCACAUAUCAGAUCUCAGUGGAAAAAUAUACGAGGGGGGAAUCAUCACAUCUGUCCACAAAGUGGUCUCAGAGGAGUCCAAGGUCUGUGCCAUUCUAGAAGCUCCAGCACUCGGGCCAGCUUCAUAUGCAGCAUUGUCUCCAUGGGUUUCAGGACAGGACUUUAAGGAUAAGAUGGUAAAGUAUGCUAGAACUGCGAACCUAUUUGCAUUGAUUAGAGAUCAAGGUUCAGGAGAAGUGAAAUUAGAGAAAAAAAUUAAGCACAGAAUGAGUCGGUCAGAUAACGAAAAUCUUAGAAUUGGCUUGAGGCAAGCUUUGAGAAUUUUAGUUGGUGCUGGAGCUGUGGAGGUGGGAACUUACCGGAGCGAUGGCCAAAGAAUCGAAUGUAAAGGUGUUAAGGAGACAGAUUUAGAGGAGUUCUUGGACACAGUGACAGCAUCAGGGGGGUUAACAUCAAAGGAGGAGUACUGGAACAUGCUGUUUUCUGCACAUCAGAUGAGUAGUUGUAGGAUGGGAGCUACAGAGGAAGAAGGAGCAGUUGAUGAAAAUGGUGAAAGCUGGGAGGCAAAGAACUUAUUUGUUUGUGAUGGGAGUAUUCUACCAAGUGCUGUUGGGAUCAAUCCCAUGAUUACAAUCCAAUCAACAGCAUACUGCAUUUCCAAAAGGAUAGCUGAAUCCAUGAAGAAAUACUAUUAGAUAGCUAAUUUGUCGGAUAUAAAAGAAUUAUUCUUGAUCAUUAACUCAAGGAUUGUAGUGGAGAUAAACAAGUGAGUAAAUAAAUCCCCUACUUCCCUUUUCAUUCUGUUUCUAAUAAAUACAGCCAUCGUUGUACAAUAAAUCUGAGAUGGAAUAAUAUCUGGCUACAGUUCAUCAAA